AUGGCCUUCUCUGAGUCAGACAUUCCUGACCUCUCUGGGAAGAUCGUAAUCGUCACCGGGGGAAACUCUGGCAUAGGUCUUCAAACAGUUAAAGUCCUCGCAUCCAAAAACGCACGCGUAUAUCUGGCCUGUCGUACCCGGGCAAAGUUUGACUCGGCCCUUGCAGAGAUCCAUACUCAUUUACACCAACAUGAGGCCGACGUCCGAUUUUUGGAACUUGAUCUUUCAACCAUGAUGGGUGCAAAGAAAGGUGCUGAGAGUUUCAAAUCACAAGAAAACAAGCUCCACAUCCUCUACAACACCGCUGGAGUGAUGGGAACACCCAAAGGGAAAUUGUCAGAGGACGGAUAUGAAUAUAUCUUCAGCGUCAACACCCUUUCUCUCUUCGUCUUCACGUACAAUCUCCUCCCGAUUCUCCAAUCAACAGUAUCCAUAUCAUCCCCAAACACAGUCCGGAUCAUAAACACCGCGUCUAGCGGUGCUAGCCAGGCACCUCGAAGUGGCAUUCCACUCGACGAUCCCACAAUUGGCGCAAGAAAAUCCCCAUCGCAAUGUUAUGGACACUCCAAAAUCGGGGUUGUGCUCUUGACCAGACAGCUUGCGAAAAGAUUCCCUAGUAUCCUGAGCUUUGCCCCACAUCCGGGUCCCGUGCAAAGUAAUUUGACAAGAGAAUUGGGUAUUCCGGGGCCGGUUAUGUGGGUUUUGAACAGAAUCGUUUUCAAACCGGUUGCCUACGGUGCCCUUACGCAACUUUAUGCUGGGACUGCCCUGACAAUCGAUGGAGUUGAAAAUGGUGCUUACAUGGUGCCUCUGGCGUGA
This is a messenger RNA of Penicillium soppii, 819 nucleotides long. RefSeq lists its product as uncharacterized. The record is from RefSeq and is a predicted model, not a curated record. Lineage: Eukaryota; Fungi; Ascomycota; Eurotiomycetes; Eurotiales; Aspergillaceae. The transcript is spliced from 5 exons. Bases 1 to 819 code for a protein of 272 amino acids.